Boleophthalmus pectinirostris (great blue-spotted mudskipper) is the source of this 5383-nucleotide messenger RNA. RefSeq names its product PR domain containing 1a, with ZNF domain (gene prdm1a). The coding region runs from base 142 to 2517 and encodes 791 amino acids. Gene Ontology annotation, molecular function: histone deacetylase binding; RNA polymerase II cis-regulatory region sequence-specific DNA binding; DNA-binding transcription repressor activity, RNA polymerase II-specific. The transcript has 7 exons. The record is from RefSeq and is a predicted model, not a curated record. Gene Ontology annotation, cellular component: nucleus; cytoplasm. Gene Ontology annotation, biological process: regulation of transcription by RNA polymerase II; cell fate commitment. Lineage: Eukaryota; Metazoa; Chordata; Actinopteri; Gobiiformes; Gobiidae.
GCUCUGUCCGGACCAUACGCGCGCACACGGCAGCACACGGACGCGCACGCACCGGAGGACUCUUUUUACGCACGGAAUAACGCACGUACGGACGGGAUACACGCGCACCUGUCCCGGACUCGCAUUUGGACCGUAGCCCUUAUGUGUGGAUGGGACCAAACGGCGACCUCUCAUAGCGCUGCCAUGUUGACCAGUGAGGGGGCGCACGCCGUAGACCAGGACAAGAUGGUGGCCGUGGCAAACGCGAACUUCAUCGGCGGCAGCAUCAGCGGCAGCAUCAGCGACGAGCCCAUGAGCGACAGCGACGCGGAGCUGGACGUGGAGGAGGUGGAGGAGGAAGAGGAAGAGUACCUGUCCAAGGCGGCCGACAUGACUCACUGGAGCGAGGCCGAGUUCGAGGAGAGGUGCACCUACGUGGUCAAGGAUACCGCCGUGGGGUCGGAGGUGACGGCGCCGACGAGGGCCGAAGCGACAUUACCCCGGAAUCUGAUGUUCAAGUACAGAGCCGACAGCAGAGAGGUGAUGGGAGUGUGCAGCCGUGAGUACAUCCCCAGAGGCACGCGCUUCGGCCCUUUGGUGGGAGAGGUCUACACCGCGGAGACUGUGCCCAAGGACGCCAACCGGAAGUACUUCUGGAGGAUCUACGAGGACGGCGAGCUGCACCACUUCGUCGACGGCCUGGACGAAUCGCGGUCCAACUGGAUGCGUUACGUGAACCCCGCCCACUGCGAGGCCGACCAAAACAUGGCCGCGUGUCAGAAAGGCAUGGACGUUUACUUCUACACCACGCGAGCCGUCGCCGCGGGAACAGAGCUGCUGGUGUGGUACAGCCGAGAGUACGCCGCCCGCCUCCACUACCCGCCGUCAGGGGAGGCCAUGAUGCACAGGCUCAAGCAAUCCCUUCUCGAGGUGAAGCAGCAGCAGGCCUCAGAGGAGCGAUUGUCUCCGCCCACCAGCGCCUCCCCCACCCACGUGACCCCCAACCACGGGACCCCCACCCACGUCCCCACCCGCCCCAGACGCGAGCACAGCGUCUUGUCCAUCCUGCGCGGCACAAACUCCACCAAACGAGAACCCAGCCGCCCUCUGCCCACGCGCCCGCUUUACCCCACUCCGCUGCACCCGGAGGACUUCUUCAAAUCGAGCCAGAUGCCCUCCCGUUCGCCAGGAAACCACUCCUCCACCACGCCCAGCCCGAACGCCCGCAGCAGUCCGGAAAGCAGCCCGCAUGGAAGCCCCCUAUCUGGGCCGUUCUACCCCUCCGCCCUCCCCUCUUUCCCUGGGUACUCUCCUCCGUCUGCUCCCCUCUCUGUUCCAUUCUACCAGGCCUCCACCUCCCCGUACUCGCGCUACCUCCUCCCCCAGAGCUACCCUCUUCCAGGCGGCGCCGUGCCCACGAUCGGAAGUCUUUUCCCAAGGAUGUACCCUCUGUACAACAGCCUCCUCCCCCCUCUCCUCCCCUCUGACGCUGGGGCAAGAAGGUUCCUUCUCCCUGACCACCUGCCCACGCACAGGGACUAUCUGCUCCCAGCUCCCACCAGCGCCUUCUCCUCCGCUACGUCGCUGAAAGACAAAGCGAACUCUCACCUGUCCUACCACAUGGUGCCCUCCAGCGGCUCCCCGACCGCCGGAACGUCACCUCCCAGCGAGCGCGUCGCCACCAAGCCCACGUCGGCGAUGCUGGCGAGCCCGGGCGCGUGCAGCACGGACUCGGAUGAAGCGAUGAACUUGAGUAAAGUGAAGCGUAGUGCGGGGUCGGCCGGGUACAAAGCGCUCCCCUAUCCGCUCAAGAAACAAAACGGGAAGAUCAAAUAUGAAUGCAACGUCUGCAGCAAGACCUUCGGGCAGCUCUCCAAUCUCAAGGUCCAUCUCCGGGUGCACAGCGGAGAGAGGCCGUUCAAGUGUCAGACGUGUAACAAAGGCUUCACGCAGCUGGCCCACCUGCAGAAACACUACCUGGUCCACACGGGGGAGAAGCCGCACGAAUGCCAGGUUUGUCACAAGCGCUUCAGCAGCACCAGUAACUUAAAGACCCACCUGCGCCUGCACUCCGGAGAGAAGCCCUACCACUGUAAGCUCUGCCCCGCCAAGUUCACGCAGUUCGUCCACCUCAAACUCCACAAGAGACUGCACUCCCGAGAGCGCCCCCACAAGUGCCCCCAGUGUCACCGCAACUACAUCCACCUGUGCAGCCUGCGCCUCCACCUCAAGGGCUACUGCAUGGCCUCCAGCGCCCCGUCCCGCCUGGCCAUGGAGCAGCUGCACCGCGCCAACGAGGAGAUCGAGCGCUUCGACCUGAGCGAGCACGCCGAGCGCCUGGACACGCUGCAGGGGGGGGCCGAGCUGGAGGCCAUGCUGGAGAAGCAGGUCCUGGGGAUGCAGUGGAGAGAGGCGGAGCUUAAAUACCACGCGGGCGGGUUCGCGGCGUACGAUUCGCCCAACGAAACGUCCGUCAUCAAAAUGCGCCACAGCAGCCCGUCGCUCCCGGUAACGGUCAAACAGGAAGCAGAGGUCUGAGGGAAAAAAGACUGAGAAAGAGACUCGAAAAUGCUCUUAAUGGAGGACUGUACAAACAACAUGGUGAUAGAAAUUCUCACCCCAGUAAAUGCAUAAAAAAUUGUUGGAAAAAAAUUGACAUAUGAGAAAAAAAUAUGAAACCUAUAACAAAAAAAAUCACAAAAAUGCAUCAUAUUUUUACACAUUAAUAUGAACUGAUUUAGUUAGCAAUGUAUUUAGAAAAAAAUAUUACAGCAUUGCUCUGUUUACUAUAAAGAUUCUAAAAUACCAACAAAUUGAAGUAUAAAUGGGUAAUACUUUCCAGAUGAUAGUAAUAAAAAAAAAAUAAAUUCACAAAAUUUCAAGCUAUUUAUUAAUCCAAUGUUUGUGAAAUUUGAAGUUGCGUUACUGGGGUAGAAUUAUAACUUGGAAAAAGCCAUAUACGACAACAUAGCUUUAUUUUUCACCAAAGAAAUGAUCUCAAAUGUUUAACGAUCGAAAUAUGCAAACGAACUCACAGCUUUAAAACCAGGAUGCAGAAAACUGGACCGGCUCAGUGGAUCUAAAACCAGGACUCGCGUUGCCCGGAGCAACUUGUAAAUAAAAGACUUUAGAAACCACUCAAACGUUUCCUCAAAUCAGGGACUUCCUUCUUCUCAGGGCGAACCCAAAGCGACCCGCGACUACUACACUGUCCUUAUGAUAGAGACAAUCAUGUAACCAGGUUUAAUGUUAUUGUAAUUUAAUGUUAAUAUUGUAAUGUAUGUUUUUGUUUAUCCUUCUUAAUUUAUUGAUGAUUCUCUUCCAAAGAUCUUAAACUCUUUCAAAACACGACAUUAUCAGGGCUUUUUUAUAUUUAUGUAACUUAACUUUCACCUAAACCGGCACAUACGGCAUAGCUUCUACAUUGGUCAAUCCGUCUCUGCCUUUUCACAAACAAGGGCAUUUUUACCACAACGUUACCUCAGAGUGAAUGUUCGAAUGAUUGUGAUGUAAUAUUUAUUUUGUUGUUUUUAUUUUUUGCUACUUGAAGAAGAAUGAAGCGAGCGAGGGAAGGUUUAGCAACGUGUAGCACAUUUGUCAUUCUGUUUGAGAACACUGACGCUAAGCAACCAAAGCGACGUGCAAGCUCCCGUAUCCCGCCCCAGUCCUAGAAUAAUCCCUAAUCUUUCACGUUUUAGUAGAGAUGCAACAGUAACCUGAAAUAUCAUGAUAUCGUGUCAUCAAAAAUAAUAAUACCAUGGGCUGUCACAGUGUAUUGAAUCACAAGUUCCUUCGCUUAAUUGCAUUUUUUUUUAUAAUAGCAUCGGGAACUGCAUAUCCCAUGAUUCCUUUCUGCGCAGACAAUGGAAAGAAAUAUGUUUUUUAGUUGUAUUCUUGAGAUUAUGACAGAAAUAACACACCAAAACCUUGUCAGGGUAUUUAUUUUAAAAGCAAAAAAAGUGUCAUAUCUACAAUUAUAUCAGCCUCUCUAAAAUAUUGCAAUAAAUAUCGUACCGAGAGAUUUGGAUAUCGUUACAUCUCUAGUGAUAUUGUAUCGUCAAAAAUCUCAAAAUAAUAUCGUGGGCUGUCACAGUUUAUCGAAUUGCAAGUUUCUUUGCUUAAAUGCAUUUUUUUAUAGUAGCAACAGCUAAUAAACAUUGGGAACUGCAUAUCCCAUGAUUCAUUUCUGCGCAGACAAUGUAAAGAAAUAUGUUUUUUACUUGUAUUCUUGAGAUUAUGACACUAAUAAUUCGCACCAAAUUCUUGUCAACGUAUUUUAAAAGCAAAAAAGUGUCACAUCUACAGUUAGAUCAGCCUCUUCAAAAUAUAAACUGAUACCGAUACCAUACCGAGAGAUUUGGAUAUCGUUACAUCCCCUAGUAAUUCCACCAAUUAGAAUCAACACAUAUAAGAUUGAAUUUACCAGAUUUUCAAAAUAAAAAAGUGGGAUGUCCCUGUUUUGGGGCAGUUGGUAAGAAUAAAAUUGUAAAACGGAAAAUUAUAAUGAGUUCGGCCCAUUCGUGACCAACAUGUGAGUCAGUAUAGUCACAUUUUCGUAGUGUUUUGGUCGUUUUUAAGCAGCUUUUCUGUAUUUUACCCAAACAAAUGACGGUUUAUGUCUCUCUUUACUGUUGGCAGGCUCAGAUUGGUCAAAAACAGGGACAUUUCUUGUAUCAAACUGGGACAAAUAAACGGUUUUGGGUCAAUCUGCUCAAAACUGGGACUGUCCUAGGUCACUGUUUAUAAGAUGUGGAAUUCAAAUGCUCAAAAUUCAGCGAUUUCCAAAUUAAAAACUGAUAUUGAUUUCUUAAAAAGCUAAUAACAUUUAUAGAGAAGAAUAAGGGAGUAUUUUUAAACCAAAAAGGGACGUAACACGAGCAAACAAAGUGACAUGUUAGUUUGUUUCCUGUUAAUUUAUGAUUAUUUAGCCAAUGAUAUCUUCUAUAAUUUAUUCAAUUUUCCACCAAUUGGAAACUGCCCAAAAUAUUCAAAUGAUUAUCCAAAAUAUUUACAGUAUAUUGGGCUGGAUAUGGGAUCUUAAAAAUGAUUAUUUAAACCAAAAGGGACGAAGGAAAAAAAGGAUGAAGUGAUAUUAAAGUGUUUCUCUUGUAAAUGUUUGUGAAUAGUCUUCAUGUCAGCCAUUUUGUUGUUGAUUUCCUGAAUGCACUGGCUCCGCCCCUUCUCCUUUUGACGACUUUAUUUUAUUUUAUUUUAUUUUAUUUGUAUUUUAUUACGACACUGAAGCAUUAGGAGUGUCUUAAAGUCCAGACUGUCCAUGUGUUCGACCAAAGCUGUCUUGAGCUUUUACUUCCUGUUUACACUCUGGUUUACAAAUGUCUUUUAUUUAUGUGCAAAAUGUCAAAAUGUAAAUUAUGAUAUAAAAGUUUCAUGAUCUAAUCUAAAA